Messenger RNA from Anoplopoma fimbria (sablefish), 3967 nucleotides. Its product is annotated as RAS guanyl-releasing protein 2-like. Gene Ontology annotation, biological process: positive regulation of GTPase activity; Ras protein signal transduction. The record is from RefSeq and is a predicted model, not a curated record. Gene Ontology annotation, cellular component: plasma membrane. The coding region runs from base 449 to 2269 and encodes 606 amino acids. Lineage: Eukaryota; Metazoa; Chordata; Actinopteri; Perciformes; Anoplopomatidae. Gene Ontology annotation, molecular function: calcium ion binding; guanyl-nucleotide exchange factor activity. The transcript has 17 exons.
CAGUGGGCUCCAGCUGCGACCUGGUGACUGGGAGCUCAGCUGCCUCUUCGUACAUCACAUCCAGACAACUUGCUUUCGGAGCGCGCCAGGAGAUGACUUGUGCGCACUGUAGGGUUAAUGUGCCGUGAACAAACACCCGCAGAGCCCGUGCAGAGAGCCGCCUGCGUCAAGUCAGAAGAGGGAUCCGACCGAGUGCGUCUGUUCUGAUGAGUUCUUGGACUUCGAUCAUCAUCGGAGCCUCUCUCUUUCUCUCUUUCUCUCUCUCUCUCUUUCUAUCUCCGCAGGGCCGUUGUGUUUCGGUGCCGCUUCUCAUUUCAGCGCACAACUCCACCAACUGUUACCACAGCUUCCAGAGCAUGGGACCCUUUAAACUCUGAAGUGAGAGGAACGAGAGUCAAACCGGCGAUAGAAAGAGAAAGGAGGAGCGGAAAAAACGAAAAAAGGAACGAUGGAGUCCAUAUUGUCGGAGCAGUCGGCCGCAGUGGACGAGCUGGUGGAAGCGUGCAUCCAAGCCUUCGAUGAGAGGGGCACUUUGAAGGAUGCUUCCUUGGUCCGCAUGUUUCUCAUGAUGCACCCUUGGUAUAUCCCUUCAACGGACAUGGCUAAGAAACUGGUGCUCAAAUCUCAAGAGGAGAGCUGCACUGCUGAGCGCCGAACAAGAAUAUGUCACCUUGUCAAGUACUGGAUCUCUGAGUUUCCAGCAGAGUUCAAUCUGAGCCCGGAGCUGGCAGACCAGAUCAAAGACUUUAAAGACCUCCUGACCACCGAGGGCAACCAGAGCCAGAGCCAGCUCAUUGACCUCGACAGCGUGCCGUCAUAUAAAUGGAAGCGGCAGGUGACUCAACGUGUCCCGUCAGUGUCCAAAAAGAGGAAAAUGUCCCUGCUGUUUGACCACCUUGAUUCCUGUGAACUGGCUGAACACCUGACCUACCUGGAGUACAAAUCCUUCUGCAAGAUCCUGUUUCAGGACUACCACAGCUUUGUGAUGCACGGCUGCACAGUGGACAACCCCAUCCUGGAGCGUUUCAUCACCCUUUUCAACAGCGUGUCCCAGUGGAUCCAACUCAUGGUGCUCAGCAAGCCCACGGCUCCGCAGAGAGCCGCCGUCAUCUCCCACUUCAUCAGAGUGGCACAGAAGCUGCUGCAGUUGCAGAACUUCAACACGCUGAUGGCUGUGGUGGGCGGCCUCAGCAACAGCUCCAUCUCUCGUCUCAAAGACACGCAGGCCCACAUCAGCGCUGAGACCAACAAGGUUUUCAACAACCUCAUUGAACUGGUGACGUCGUGUGGGAACUACUGUCAAUACCGCAAGCGCUUCUCAGAGUGCUCGGGCUUCCGGUUCCCCAUCCUCGGCGUGCACCUGAAAGACCUGAUAGCCGUGCACGUGGCGCUGACGGACUGGGCUGACAAAGAGAAAACGCGGGUCAACCUGGUGAAGACCCAACAGCUGUACGCCAUCCUUCAAGAGCUGGCGCUGAUCCAGACCACACCGCCUCACGUGGACGCCAACACAGACCUGCUCAACCUGUUAACGGUGUCUCUGGACCAGUACCACACAGAGGAGGAGAUCUACCAGAUGUCUCUACAGAGAGAACCUCGCAAGCCAGUGGUGAGCAGCACACCGACGGACACUCAGAACUCCAGCCCAACCACCGCACCCGACCCCAAGCCCACCAUGAUCGACGAGUGGGCUGUGUCGGUGAAGCCCAACGCUGACCCGACGAUCAUCAAGAAACACAUAGAGAAGAUGGUGGAGUCGGUCUUCAAAAACUUUGACUCGGACGGCGACGGCCACAUCUCCAGGGAUGAGUUUGAAGCCAUCAGGAACAACUUCCCAUACCUCAGCAAGUUUGGUGAACUGGACAAGAACCAAGACGGGAAGAUCAGCAGAGAGGAGAUGAUAGACUACUUUAUGAAAGCCAGCUCUCUGCUGAACUGCAAGAUGGGUUUCAUCCACACUUUUACAGAGGCAACCUACGUCAAGCCCACAUUCUGCGAGCACUGCGCCGGCUUUAUAUGGGGCUUCUACAAGCAAGGCUACAAGUGUAAAGCCUGCGGGGUGAACUGCCACAAGGCCUGCCGAAGCCGCCUGGCCGUGGAGUGCCGGAAGAGGACAAAGAGCAUAAGCCAUGAGACGCCGCCGGCCCUCCAGGCCAGAUCCUACAGCUUCCCUCCACCUGCCAACACCCCACCCAGCCUGCAGAACACAGUGAUUGCUGAAGAGGAUAUAGAGACACUGGAGGAGGGAGUGUUUGAUGUCCACCUAUAACCAGAAUCCCUCCUACGGUUGGCGUGCAAGAAGCCAAAUCAGCGACUGUCGGACGGGAGCCAGACACAGAAAGUGCUACAGUAUGUCAGUUUUACAACCCUCAACACUGCUGAGUGCACUGAACACAAGCCAGGACACCUACAUGCUGCCACACAGUGGACACAUACUGCAACAGCUAACUCACAGGAAUGUGACGACCGAAGUGAAUGGAAUGUCUUUGUAUGAUUUCUAUGUCUGCAUUUUGAUUCUGUCUUGACCAACUGUAAAACUAACUAUAUAUUUCAAAAAAGAAUCCACAAAAAUUGUAUUUUCAUGGUGGUAUUUUAAAGUCAGUGGAGUUUAUAAUUUGAUUGCACUUUUUCUGCAAAUUGGAAUGGCUAUCUACUUUUCUUUUUUUUCUUUAGAAAAUGAAAGAGGUGCUGUUAUUGCCAAGAACGUAAACCUGCCACCCAGACAAAGCUACUGUCUUCUUUGUCUGAGGAGCUUUGCUUUUUGUUGUUUAUCAUCUUGUUUUGAAAUAUAUUUCAAUAGACCAAUAAAAGGACCAAUUUUGAUGUCAGAUGAAAUAUUGUUGAUUCGUGGUGCCCGUCUGAAGCAUGAUGACAAAAGCAACCAUUUUCCCAACAAAGGAAACGGCUGGAAUGACUAUGUGGACAGUUAUAAUGAGGAUGGACUUUGAACAAUGGUAUAUUUUUUUUGUCAUGUUUACCUGAAUAUCAGUAACUGUCCUAUAGUUAUUGCUGUGGUGUUGUUUUCAGUAUGCAGUACUGUUUUGUACCAGUGCACUGAUAGAUGAUCCAUCCUCUUGCAGUACAGUGAAUGUAGCACUAACAGUGAAAUGCUGCUGUCAGAUGAAGACCUCGUUCUCCCCAAUAAAGACUGCAUGAGAGCAGGAGGCUGGCUAACUUGACACUCAGUCCUCCAUCAGUUUUUGUUUGAGCCUCGGAGUUCUGAGAGCGUCAGUAAGAAUAAAACGAUCAAAAGAACAAUACUGGCGUAAUGAAACCUUUUCAUUUGACAGCAGCAUAUACAUCUUAUAUUGUUUCCCUGAGAAUCUGUUCUGCUGCCAGUUGUAUUUUGCUGUUUCUAUCCUGCAUGCUUCUCCCUUCAUGGCUCUAUUCUCUAGCCAGACUGGAGGAUUUUUGAUUUGUUAAUGUAGCACGCCAAGUUAAUUUUUAUUUAGGAAACAUGAAGUGUUAAAAUUCCAGACAGUGAGUUGCUUUGUGCCUGUGGAGAGAUGAAUUCAGACUUCGAGUGCCAUAUUGUUAAGUGCUGGUUUUGUCAUUGAAUGAGACUCCUCAAGUCGCUGGUAUUUAUUUUUCUGUAUAAAUAUAGCUACAUAGCUUACGGUCCUUCUGUGUCACAGCCUGCCUGACGAAAUAUGUUUGUUGUCAUUCUGUGAAUGAACCUUUCAGACUGAUGUCAUGCUACUCUUUGUGGUCCCCUGAAGAUUCCCCAGUAUUAAAUGCAGCAGGCAUCCCUCAUAUAUGUUGUCUUGUCUCUCUGGAAAUGGGCCUAUAUGUUCUAAUGGAUCAAAAGUUUUAUUCAAAUGGAUUACUAACACUAUCACAGAGGUUUAUUUUUUUUAUCUAUGAAUACAGUUACUUACUUACAACCUGUUAAUACUGCUAAUCCCAGUCGAAAGCUGGCAAUUUUGUGUGAUUUUUAUGUUUCAACUUGAAGAAUUCAUGUUUUAGA